AUGAAACGAAUAGAAAGCGAAAUAAAAAAGAGGAUAAAACCACAUGAACUUAAAAUAAAGGUCAAAUCGGUUAGACAAGUGCGAGGAGAUGGCAUAUGCUUCCGCACUGACAGCUACAAAGAGGCUGAAACUCUGUCAGACGCAAUCAAUGACCACCCUGACAUAGCCAAAAAAGUCCAGAGCAAAAUUUCAGAAGGUAGGAGACCUCGUGUGAUUCUUACCAAUGUCCCCAUAGCAGUAAGUGAAGAGGAGAUUAUCCCAAUGAUGUAUGAACAGAAUGAGAUCGUACAAAACAUGACCAUGGAUGAAUUUUCUAGUUCCACUAAAAUCAGCACUGUUCUCUUUCGUAAUAAUAACAAAGAAAACUGCAGGCAUAUUGUAAUUUCAACAACGCCUAACCUUAGAAAUCUGCUCGUCAAAACGAAACACAUAGCCAUCCAGUGGGCCAAGAUCUAUGUAAAUGACUACAUCCCAUUGGUCCGUUGUUAUCAGUGUUGUGGUUAUAACCACUUAUCCACAACCUGUCCAAACAAGCAAAGGUGUAGCCAUUGUGGAAAGGCACACAGGUUUAGAGAAUGCCGGAAACUGGACGACGAUCCUUGCUGCAUCAACUGCAAAACCCUAAACAAGGACCUCCCGGAAUAUAGUAGACAUGACACCUGUCAUAAUGCUUUUAACCCACAGUGCCCAAUCACAGAAAGAAUGAAGGCUCAAACAAUACGCCAAACCAAUUAUGGGGUAUAA
Centruroides sculpturatus (bark scorpion) is the source of this 744-nucleotide messenger RNA. RefSeq lists its product as uncharacterized. The transcript has a single exon. Bases 1 to 744 code for a protein of 247 amino acids. Lineage: Eukaryota; Metazoa; Arthropoda; Arachnida; Scorpiones; Buthidae. The record is from RefSeq and is a predicted model, not a curated record.